Pelagomonas calceolata is the source of this 1356-nucleotide messenger RNA. Lineage: Eukaryota; Pelagophyceae; Pelagomonadales; Pelagomonadaceae. The record is from the annotation of a GenBank genome assembly.
UUGGCGCCGGCGCGCAUUUAGCUCUCUCAAUUGCAGCGACCUCCCACCGGAGCAAGCACCGAAGAAAUCAUCUCAAGAAACAUCUACCAGCGCGUGCUGGCCACACCAGAACGCGCAGCGCCCAGAACGCACCGGAGAGCACUCUCCCGAGGCCCCAGGCUCAGCAAGAGCAAAAGGCGUCGACACCCAGACGCGCAGCACCAAACAAGCCAUGGAAAACAAGGACUUCGUCAAGCUCAUCGAGGCCACGGGCUUCGGCAACGUAGCAAGAGAGCUCGGGCUGGUCGACGCGAACAACCUGCUCCCGGCGGCCUACGUCCAGCCGCCUCCCACUCCGAAAGCGCCGAAGGCCAAGGCCUCACCCCCGCCGCCGCCGCCCGAGACGCCGACGGCGCCGAAGCCACCACCUGUUGCUAUCGAUCCACCGGCGCGAAGACCCUCGAGCAGAGGCACUCGAGUGUCUCCCCGAGAGACCCGUCGAUCUUCUAGGGCAGAAGCCCCGCCCUCGGAGACGAAGCGCCGGAGAACGGAGACGCCGAAAGUAGACGCUGAUAAAAGAGGCUUACGGCAUUUCUCGAGGAGAGUAUGUGCGAAGGUCGAAGAACGCGGCGUGACGACCUACAACGAGGUCGCCGACGACCUCGUGCAGGAGUUCACGUCACUGCGAGGCAACGGCGCGUCCUUCGACGAGAAGAACAUCCGGCGACGCGUUUAUGAUGCUCUUAAUGUCUUGAUGGCCAUGGGUAUUAUUAGCAAGGAGAAAAAAGAAAUAAGAUGGUGCGGCCUGCCGUCGAAACAAGAAUCCAUGCGCGAGGACGCUCGGCGACGAAGGGAUCGCGCCGCGGUGGACGUGCGGAGAAAACGGCGACAUCUGCAAGAGCUAUUAACUCAACAUGCAUCUUUACAAAACUUAGCGAAGCUGAAUAAGAGAAGGGGUCUCGAGGCGAAGAAUUCAAAAGAUCUGAUGGACGAGGAUGGUGGGGAUGCCGAGGCGAACGCGACGCUCGCUCUGCCGUUCAUCGUCGUGGCGACGCCCGCGUCGACCACGGUCCGGUGCGAAGUCACGGACGAUCGUCGUGAAGUCUUCUUCGACUUCUCGGCGCCCUUCGAGAUCCGGGACGACGGUGACGUGUUGCGGGGGUUGGGGCUGCAUCGCGGCAUGCCGAAUAUACAGAGGGCGCCGCCCAAACUACCUUCCUUGUCGGAGGACGACGCUUCGGAGAAACCCACGCCUCUAAAAGCCGACGCCAAGGUCGAGGAGAUCCGGGCCGCGUAUCGGCGAGAACAGGAGGAGGCGCGGCGGCUCGCGGCGGCGAAGGCGGGGGCGUCCUAGUCGGCGUAAGAAGCGGGUACAUA